GGCGAUUCUCCCAACCGCAUCUGUCAUUUUAACGUGACUUCAUACUCGACUCUUGCCCUAGUCCCCGUCCUUACUUUGUCAUUUAACGUGUUCAGAUCAUCAACCCUGGAAACCUUUACUGAUGAAUGGCACCGCCCGCCCUACACACGGUGACACACGAUGAGAUGAUAUGAGGUGAUAUGAAAACUUGAGCACCAGAGAAAGCGACAGCAGAACGACCCGCGUCAAGGAUAUCCUCCCCACAGAGAUAUUGCUUCCCACUCAAUCUUGAUCAUGGCCAACGGAUACAGCAGUCAGCUGGAUUCGUUCGAGCGAUACCACCAAGCUCAAGAACGGCAGUCCACCCCUCCAAAAACCAAUACUCCCCUCCUCGAAGCCCUCGGCCAUGGCAUUGCCGGAUCUACGGGGGCUGUUAUCUCCAAUGCCCUGCUCUACCCUGUCGAUUUGAUCAUCACCAGACUCCAGAUCCAACGUCAACUGCGGAAAGACAAAUCCACCCCCAGCGAUGACGAAUACCACUCCUUCCUCGAUGGAGUCUCGAAAAUCUACCACAACGAAGGUGGUAUCGCAGCUCUUUAUACCGGUCUCUGGCAAGAUACCAGCAAAACAGUGGCCGACUCGUUCCUCUUCUUCCUUUCAUAUUCAUUUCUCCGAGACCACAGAUUGUCUCAGCGCCAUGCCGGCGCAAAGGGCCUACCUCCACUCGAAGAACUCGGUGUCGGGUUCAUCGCGGGCGCUCUGACAAAGUUGGCCACCACUCCAAUCGCCAAUAUCGUAACAAGAAAGCAAGCAGCAGCACUACUCGCCGCCAAAGAAGAAGGCGAUACCUUUGAGGUCCCCUCGACUCGUGACAUUGCUCGAGAUAUCCAUACCGAGAAAGGUGUCUUAGGCUUCUGGUCAGGUUAUUCGGCCAGUCUUAUUCUAACACUCAACCCCAGCAUCACGUUUUUUCUCUUUGAAACGCUCAAGAGAUUGACAGUUCCGCGGUCCCGUCGUGACCAUCCUCCCGCGAGCGUCACCUUUCUACUUUCUGCUUCCAGCAAAGCCAUUGCCAGCUCGAUUACAUACCCAUUCAGCCUGGCCAAAGCGCGACUUCAAGCAGGAGCCAAACGCGAAGGCCAAGACGAGAAAGAAGCGGUGGAGUCGGAAAUCCAAGGUGACAAGAAACGAGAAGUGGUGCGGGCUACCCUGUUUUCGACGAUGCUCGCCAUCAUUCAGAACGAAGGCCCUUCGGCCCUGUACCAAGGGCUGCAAGUCGAGGCUCUGCGGGCAUUCUUCUCCCACGGGCUGACCAUGUCGGUGAAGCAAGUCGUGCAACGAUUUUUGGUCAAAGCGUACUAUGUCCUCAGCAUCUUACUGUCGCGAUACCAGCGCAAGUUGGGCACUGGCGGCAAGAGGAUGAAAGAGAGAGCCAAGACGUCGGUUGAGUAUUAUAACCUGGCAUUGGCGCGCGUGGGUGAGAGAGUCGAGAAGGCGAGUGAAUCAAUAAAGCAAAAGGCGAAUGAAACGGCCGAGUUUGUAGCAGAAUACGUCGAAGAGGAUGGUGUGGUCGGCAGCAACACUGAGUGGAGGGAUUUGUAUGGUACGACAGGAUUGGCACGGUGGCUGGACGGAGAUCGGACGGGCGAAUGAGUCUGGCGUCGACAACAAAGAGAUUGGCUGUGGAUGAUUGAAUGCACAGUUUAUCGAAUCCCAAGG
This is a messenger RNA of Exophiala mesophila, 1698 nucleotides long. RefSeq lists its product as uncharacterized. Lineage: Eukaryota; Fungi; Ascomycota; Eurotiomycetes; Chaetothyriales; Herpotrichiellaceae. Bases 274 to 1632 code for a protein of 452 amino acids. The record is from RefSeq and is a predicted model, not a curated record. The transcript has 2 exons.